AUGUCUUUUCUCGGAGAUUAUACUACGAAUACCGUUACUUACCCUUCCCAGGGCGAAAGUAUAGCUGGCGUCUUGUAUCGCCCAAAUAAUGUUUCCAAGCCACCUGGUAUUGUAAUAAUUGGACCCUAUUCCUUUAUUAAAGAGCAAGCACCGAUGCAGUAUGCCACUCGUUUGGCAAACCAAGGAUAUGCCGCCUUAAUUUUUGAUCCACGUACAGUUGGCGAAAGCACUGGAGAACCCAGGCGAUUGGAAAAUCCUAAAAUGAAAAACGAAGAUGCUGUAGCCGGAAUUGACUAUCUUAUCCUGAGAGGCGAUAUCGACGAAAGUAAGAUUUUUCUUCUUGGAAUUUGUCAAGGUGGACCUGAAUGUUUGGACAUUGCUUCUUAUGAUGAUAGAGUUGUCGGUGUGGCAUCUGUGUCCGGCUACUAUCGUGAUCAUGAAACCGACAUUUACAUGAUUUGUGCGGGCUGCGUUGACUGGAAACCCGAUUUAGAUAUUGCUACUAUGAAGAUGCCAACCCCAGAGCAAGGAGAGGCACUUUUCAAAGCUCGGAUUGAGAGAGCAAAGAAAGCUCAAAAACUAUAUGAAACUACCGGCGAGGUCAUUUACCAACCAUUAGUCGAUAAAAAAGCAGCAGAUCCCAACGUCGGAUCGUUAGCAGGCUUACCAGGUCCAGUUGUUUGGUCUUGGUAUGGUCCAUGGACUUUGAAAAAUUAUGAAAACCGAUAUGCUGUCCUUAGUGACUUGGAUCAUUUUAGUUAUCAAACUGUCGAAAAUGUUGCAAAACUUAAAAAACCUGCUUUGCUUAUUCAUGGUGAUAAUUGUAUGAACGGAGCUGCGGCAAAGAGACACUUUGAGUCUAUUCCAACUAGCAAGAAGAAGCUUAUUUGGAACAAUGAUGUCUCUCAUUUCCAGCACUACGACCAACCAGACGUUGUUGAUCGAAACUGUGGAGAAAUUUUUUCUUGGUUCCAAAAGAUUUGA
Priceomyces carsonii is the source of this 984-nucleotide messenger RNA. RefSeq names its product alpha/beta hydrolase. The transcript has a single exon. Bases 1 to 984 code for a protein of 327 amino acids. Lineage: Eukaryota; Fungi; Ascomycota; Pichiomycetes; Serinales; Debaryomycetaceae. The record is from RefSeq and is a predicted model, not a curated record. Gene Ontology annotation, molecular function: hydrolase activity.